UUUUACCAUUACGAUGCUUCUUUGUUUAAUAUGGUCUUAAUUUAGCAUAACCACACGGAGUGACACGGUGAUCCGCCGCUGCGUUUCCUGGAAGCCUCUGCGCAUGCGUGGUCAGCGCAUCCUGUUUUAUUAAAUUUUUUUCCAGGCGAAAAUGGCUGCCUCUCUCAUCUAAACCUCUGCUUAAAGGAUUAAAUGAACAUGAAAUAAAGAGCAGAAAUCGCGGUCUCACUUCAAAACGGUGCUGAUGGACGCCCGGGCGUAGAUCGUGCAGCGCCUUCACAAAGAUGUUGUGGCUGCCAGAGAAGGAAAAUGUAUGCGAUUCGACAUUAACCCUUUCCAGCCCAGCACCCACCAACAAAUAAGAAAAUGAUGCAUCAAGUGACCAGCAGCAACAGUGACUAUUGUAUGAGUGGACUGGCAGAGGACUGUCAUCCUGCCAGCCACUUUGAUCUAUGUAGCACCCAGUCCAACAAAUUCUACCCCUCUCAGACAACCCCUGGUCUGCAGCUGUCCCUUACCGGCCUAGCCCCUUUGCCACAGGGCAUGCACAAAGUCAUGGCAUGUCAACUUCAAGACGCCCAGAGCGACUUCGGGCCUCAGAUGGUGAAAAUCAGGGGCACUGAGCCUGCAGGGCCCGACGGGUCCAAGAAGAAGAAGGGCAUGGCGAAGUCAGGGCGGAGAGGGAGGCCAUCAGGUACCACCAAGUCAGCUGGUUACCGUACAAGCACUGGACGUCCACUGGGAACAACUAGGGCAGCUGGUUUCAAAACUAGCCCGGGGAGGCCCCUUGGUACCACCAAAGCAGCAGGAUAUAAGGUCAGCCCUGGACGGCCCCCCGGCAGCAUCAAGAGUCUAGCCCGGCUCAAGAAGCUUGACUUUAGCAACUGCAGUGUUCCCAAGAAACUGGACUUCACUAGCUGUGAUGUUCCUCCUUUUCCGUACACCACGAUGGAGAAAAGACCCCUCUGUGAGCCCAGCGGCAAAGUGGAUGAAUCCAGCGAGUAGUUCUUCUGCUUUUCCCUCUAGUGUUCGAGAAAACAUUUGUGUGCAUGAGCAAGACGAUGCCGAGGAACACAAUUUCUCUCAAGGGUUGGAGCAAAGAACUUCUCGUUAUGUAGAAAACAGCUCUGACUGAGUUUUCAUUGUACAGUGUUUGACAUGUUCUUCAUCCUCUCAUAAUAAAUGACUGAAUUAGAAGUAUGUUAUUCCACUUUGGCAGAGAUGCAUGCAUACGAAUUAAUCACACUGAUCGAUAUAGGCAAAAAUGUAUUUACCAGUUUUCAAACCUCUCUAGGGAGCGGAUCUCUGUUCCCCCUCGAGCAUUUUGUUCCUCUGAAUUGUGACACUCUCUUACUCUGCUUUAAUAUUUCUAUGGCCAGGUUCGUGUGACAUUUUCUACAUUUAUAAAAAGUGCAUUUUAGUACAACCGGCCAAGUAAAUCAGCUUUUUUCCUGAGAAUAAAUAUGUGGAUGUGUAGCUGUCCUUUCUGUGCUGUCCAGUUAAAUACAUGUUUUAUUUUGUAAUAUUAUCCUAGCGUCAUGCCUACAAUGGGAACACAGUGAUACUUUUUUUUAAAUUUUUAUUUGCUUGACCUGAUAAAACUCAACGCAUAUUAUUCUUUUGAGCACUUGUUAUUUCUGCACUCUGUGAAUAUAGUUUUGAUUCUGUACUGUAACGGUGUGUUUUUGUCCCCAGAACUCACUUAACAAGCACUUCCAGAUUUACAUGUAUGUUGUUCUCCUUAUUCGUUAGAAGAAAAAAAAAUGACUUCAUGAAACAGAAAAAAAGGCUUUGUGGAAUAUGUAUUAAUUGCUUGUGUGCUGUAUGUGAAACCAAAAUAAAAGAAAUAGUCUUUUCCACAGCAGUAUUUCCUGUC
Molecule: messenger RNA, 1876 nt
Organism: Acanthopagrus latus (yellowfin seabream)
Lineage: Eukaryota; Metazoa; Chordata; Actinopteri; Spariformes; Sparidae
Product: UPF0461 protein C5orf24 homolog
Exons: 2
Coding region: 367-1005 (212 amino acids)
Source: RefSeq, a predicted model, not a curated record